Staurois parvus is the source of this 334-nucleotide messenger RNA. The record is from the annotation of a GenBank genome assembly. Lineage: Eukaryota; Metazoa; Chordata; Amphibia; Anura; Ranidae.
GGGGCCCCCCGGGAAAUAGGGGAUCAUGGGGCCCCUGUGUCCUUGCCCAAACUCAAAAAAGCCUAUGAAAAAGGUACCAGGGGCAUCUCAUGGGGCCCCCUACUGACCCCGGGCCCUCGGGCGGUGCCCGAGUUUCCAAAUGGUCAGUCCGCCCCUGUCCGCCACUAUGUUGAUUUGCAGAGAAACCCCUGGGGACUUCCGCGGAACCCCGGUUGAGAAACACUGCUUUAGAGGAUAGAGGGCUGCAGAUAAACAAGUACAAGUUAUGUAUAAGGAUUUGUUUCAUGUCUUAGUACAAUGUUACCAUGGUAACAUUGUACUACUUUGGUCAUAG